This is a messenger RNA of Anolis carolinensis (green anole), 2626 nucleotides long. RefSeq names its product MTOR associated protein, LST8 homolog (gene mlst8). Lineage: Eukaryota; Metazoa; Chordata; Lepidosauria; Squamata; Anolidae. The transcript has 9 exons. Gene Ontology annotation, molecular function: protein binding. The coding region runs from base 130 to 1110 and encodes 326 amino acids. Gene Ontology annotation, biological process: TOR signaling; regulation of actin cytoskeleton organization. The record is from RefSeq and is a predicted model, not a curated record. Gene Ontology annotation, cellular component: TORC2 complex; TORC1 complex.
GGCUUUCUCUUUGCGCAUGAGCACCUGGCACUCGAUGGAUGCUCGUGUGCGCAUGCGCCCUGGCAGUCUUGUUCCUGGUCUGCUUGUCUGCCCAGUAAUCCAUCCUUUAGUUCUGAAGGCCCCGGAGGCAUGAACACUGCCCAGGGCACCGUGGGCAGCGACCCAGUCAUCCUGGCCACCGCCGGCUAUGACCACACCGUCCGCUUCUGGCAGGCCCACAGCGGGAUCUGCACCCGGACCGUCCAGCACCAGGACUCCCAGGUCAAUGCUCUAGAGAUCACUCCGGACCGGACCAUGAUUGCCGCGGCUGGCUACCAGCACAUCCGGAUGUAUGACUUGAAUUCUAACAACCCGAACCCUGUUAUCAACUAUGAUGGAGUGAGCAAGAACAUCACCUCGGUGGGCUUCCACGAAGACGGGCGCUGGAUGUACACUGGGGGAGAGGACUGCAUGGCCCGCAUCUGGGACCUCCGGUCACGCAACCUGCAGUGCCAGCGCAUCUUCCAAGUGAACGCGCCCAUCAACUGUGUUUGCCUGCAUCCCAAUCAGGCAGAGCUCAUUGUCGGGGACCAGAGCGGGGCCAUCCACAUCUGGGACCUGAAGACAGACCACAAUGAGCAGCUCAUCCCAGAACCCGAGGUCUCCGUCAACUCUGUCCACAUCGAUCCCGACGCCAGCUACAUGGCCGCUGUCAAUAGUUCGGGCAACUGUUAUGUGUGGAACCUGACUGGUGGCAUUGGAGAUGAGGUGACGCAGCUCAUCCCCAAAACCAAGAUCCCUGCCCACAACCGCUAUGCUCUCCAGUGCAAAUUCAGCCCAGACUCCACGCUUCUGGCUACUUGUUCUGCCGACCAAACCUGCAAGAUUUGGAGAACCUCCAACUUCUCCCUCAUGACAGAGCUGAGCAUCAAGAGCAACAACCCUGGGGAAACUUCCCGAGGAUGGAUGUGGGACUGCGCCUUCUCGGGGGACUCCCAGUACAUUGUCACAGCUUCCUCAGAUAAUCUAGCCCGGCUCUGGUGCGUGGAGACGGGAGAGAUCAAAAGGGAGUACAGCGGGCACCAGAAGGCCGUCGUCUGCCUCGCUUUCAACGACAGUGUCUUGGGCUGAGCUGCAAAAGAAAGUACAUUCCAGGAAUUCUCAGACUCCCUGUUGCUGUCAUUUGGGUCAAACCGACAAAUGUUGGCCUAACCUCCAGCCUCAGGACCAUAGCUGACUUCCAUACUUUCUACCUGGAAUGCGACCCACUUCCCCUCCAAACAAUAGCAACUGUAAAGAUUUGCUUCUUGUAGAAGCAGUGGCCUUUUGUAAGUGAAAUGAACAACUUUGGUACUGAACUUAUAAGAAGGGAGGUGUGUUUUUUGUAACAGUUCAGUUUAUGCACCUUUCCCUCUCCAUCCAAAAGGCUCCAUCGUAUUUGCACACAGGUAUGUCACUUGGGGGCGGAUCUAUAAGCUCACUGUUGCAGAAAGAAAAGUGGCUUCUUGAAGGAAUUGCAUAUAAGAUUAUGGUGAACCAUAGAAUUGGGCACAUAUGAUGUUUAAAAUCAAGCUGAGGAGCCAAUAGCCUUAUUCAAGGCUCAUGAUAAGGAGCGGAAGCAGAGUAGCUUCAUCCCUUUCCAUUAUUGCUCUCUUUAUGGUAAAGAAAGACAUCACUUCUCAUGUCAUCUCACCAUACAGUCCAGAACCAUGAAAAACAUCAGCAUUUCCUAUAGAUGCUUCCACUACUCAUUUUCCAACUGUACUGUUCUCCUCAUGCAAACUGACUGAAUAGAGCUGAUCUUUCUUUAGAAACAUCUCCGCAUUCCUGAAUUCUGCUGAGAUAUUUGCAAACUUUGCAAAUAGAGGAACGAACUGUUGGUUUCUCACUUUUCCUGGUAACACAAUAGUUGCAUGGGCUUAUUUCCUCAUUUUGUGCUUUUUACUUCGUUACCUAAUUGUGUACAAAAUGUUUGUAAAAACCCAUAAGAUUUCAUUUUACAUAGCAAGGCACGUAUGACCCAGGCUUAAGGGCACCUUUUCUACCCCACCAAUGCAGCUACUUCUAGACAACAAUGGUUAUUUACAGAUUACAAGUGGAAGACAACAGUUCUUGUAAAUAAAACGUAUAUACUGAUAAAGAUUGCAAUACAACACAGCUGUUUGUGUGUGCCAUUGCUCUUCCAGCUCAAGCCCGGACUGGAUCAUAAAAUAGGCAGAGAGAGGGUUUUUCAAGUGUAAAAGAGCAGGGGCAAAGAGAGGCCAGACUCCUGGGAGGGUCACUCAGGAAGGUAGUAGAAACAGAUGGAGACACAGAUGUUGCUUGGGAAGCAGAUGUCGAUACACAGGUAGAUCAGCCGCUGCUUGGGAGGGCCUGCAAGGAAGGGAGCACAAGUGUGGGAGAGGGCCUUUUUUGGGAAACACCUUUCAGCUGAGCAAAGAGAGGAAAGACUCCAUAUCAGCAGGCUCUGAAGCAGAAGAAUCACUAUUUGCCUAUUUUGUCUCAAUUUCAAAAAGCUCUUCUGGAUUGUAGCUGUACAUUUGUAAUGCUGUACCAGAUUCUAAAAGGCAGGAGGCUUAGUCUACUAUAUUACUGAGUUUCUUAAAUUAUUACAGUCUGGAACCUUACAAUAAAAACUUUUUCGAUA